AUGUCGCAUUUCUCAACAAAGUCAAUCCACGGUGGCGAUCACGUCAAACCAACCAACGACGUGAUCUCACCAAUUCACAUCACAACCACAUACAGCUACUCCUCCAACCCCGACGAAUUGGUCCCUGGGGGCUUGACUGAUCCCACUACGCUUGUAUAUUCUCGUGAGAACCACCCCAAUGCAGCACAAGUGGAAGCCAUUGUCGAGGCCAUCACUGGGUACCCCGCUGUCGUUUACAACUCGGGCUUGUCUGCAUUCAAUGGAUUGAUCACCCACGUCAACCCGAAAACUGUUGCUAUUGGGCAAGCGUACCACGGAUGUCAUGGAAUUGUUGAUAUUUGGAAGCGUAAUUAUGGAACUAAGGAAAUUGAUAUCGACCAAGGGGACUAUUCGUCUAUUGGUGCUGGCGACUUGGUGCAUUUGGAAACACCCGUGAAUCCAUAUGGAACGUACUUUGAUAUCACAAAGUAUGCCAAAAAAGCGCAUGAUCAAGGUGCGUUGCUAUCUGUCGAUGCGACCUUUGCUCCACCACCUUUAUUGAACCCAUUUGAAUUUGGUGCAGAUAUAGUUAUGCAUUCCGCUACAAAAUUCUUUGGUGGUCACUCUGACUUAUUAGCUGGGUUGUUGUUGAUCAAGGACCAAGCUACAAAGGAGAAGUUGCUCUUGGAUCGAUUGGUCCUUGGUACAAACAUUGCUAAUUUGGAGAGUGCAUUAUUGGUUAGAAGCUUGAGAACUUUUGAAUUACGUGUUGCAAGACAAGCUAAAUCCGCUGAAGCUAUUGUCAAGUUUCUUGAUGACCAUAAAUCUGAUUUCCCGCAGUUGGAUAAGAUUUACCAUGGUUCAUUGCAAACUGACGAGUUUAUUGCCAAGCAGUACCCCAAUGGUCACUCACCUGUGUUUUCCAUUGAGUUGGAUACUGAAUUACACGCAAAAUCGUUCCCAUCUAAGUUGAAGUUGUUCCACCAUGCUACUAGUCUUGGAGGUGCAGAAAGUUUGAUUGAAUGGAGAGCAAUGAGUGAUGACCAUAUUAGUAAGAAAUUGUUACGGUUAUCAAUUGGAUUGGAGGAUCCUCGUGAUUUGUUGAUUGAUUUGGUAAAUGGGUUAUCUAGUGAUGGUGGUGCAGAUUCGUUGGUUGAAGAGAUCAAAAAAUUGAGUGUAUAG
Molecule: messenger RNA, 1161 nt
Organism: Lodderomyces theae
Lineage: Eukaryota; Fungi; Ascomycota; Pichiomycetes; Serinales; Debaryomycetaceae
Product: putative cystathionine beta-lyase
Exons: 1
Coding region: 1-1161 (386 amino acids)
Biological process (GO): transsulfuration
Cellular component (GO): cytoplasm
Molecular function (GO): carbon-sulfur lyase activity; pyridoxal phosphate binding
Source: RefSeq, a predicted model, not a curated record